AUGUCUGUUUGCAAUAGUAGCAGUGCUGAUUGUUUAACAACAUUAGAACGUGAUGGACCAACGUAUGGAAUUUCAUUUACACGUACUCAAGCUGAUACAUUAUUUCGACAACAUUUAAAUCAGAAUAUAGCAUCAUUUGAAUUUAUCGAUACUGGCUAUAAUAAUUUGAUUUUUUUUAUUAAUACUGUGGAAAAUACGGAACGUUAUGUACUUAAAAUUGGUGGUCGCUAUUGGAAUAGAAUUAAGACUGAAGCAGAAGUAAAAGCAUUAGAAUUACUUACAAAAUAUACUACCAUACCUGUACCGAAAGUUCUUGCUUAUUCCAGUGAUCGAAAUAAUGAAUAUGGUGUCGAAUGGAUAUUGAUGACACGUUUACCUGGUAAAAAUAUGAGUAUAGUAUGCAAAAUGCACGAAUUAAGUUUCAAUGCCAAAAAAUCAAUUAUGCGAGAUUUAGCUGAUUAUGUUGCACAAAUGCAUUUUCGAAUACCACGUUUUAAUCAAAUUGGUGCAUUUAGAAUCGAUGGAGAAAUCGACACUGAUCUUAAUCAACUCGGGCCAUGGUCGACUUAUGAACAAUUUCUACGUGAUCGAGUCCAAGCAGAUGCUAUCACUCUUAGUAAAGAUCCUGUUUUUGCACCUAUCAAAGAUUCCAUGCUUGAUGCUAUUCAUCAAUUUGAUAAACUAAGAUUUCCAUCGUUGAUAAAUUUACCCUUUGUAUUUUCACAUGGUGAUCUUGAUAUACAGAAUAUUUUAAUAUCGACCGAUGAUCUCGAAUCACCUCGUAUUACAGGUAUUGUCGAUUGGGAAUGGGCUGGUUCAUUUCCUUGUUCUGAAGAAUAUUUUACUUCAUAUCAAUAUUUUCUGCAAGAUGAUAACAAUGAUAAUAUUCGAAUAUUCUUCUUUGAAGAAUUAGAGAAACGAAAUAUUUUAACACCAAGAACAAUUGAACGAUUUUCUUUGCUUGAAAAAUUUAAUCAACUUGUAACCAAUAUAGCAUUAUGGGAUCUUACUGAUUUAAUUAAUCCAGCGCAUCCUCUUGUGAAGAAAAAAUUAGACAGUAGUCUUUCUACUGUACAAGCAGUCAUAUUAGAAUUAAAAGAUGAAUUAAAAUAA
This is a messenger RNA of Rotaria socialis, 1113 nucleotides long. NCBI's taxonomy places the organism in Eukaryota, Metazoa, Rotifera, Eurotatoria, Philodinida, Philodinidae. The record is from the annotation of a GenBank genome assembly.